GUAAACAUUGUGACUUUAGUAUUGAACAACAGUAGGCAGCAUUAUAUCAUAAAGAUGUUGUUUUUAAGAAUAAGUCUACUGGUUCUUUUACAUCAAUUGCACCUUUCGCAAAGUUACAAACCAGUUGUAUUUAUGCACGGGGUAUUUAGUAGUGGAGAAAAAGCGAAACACAUUUUUCAGUGGAUAAAUGAGUCACACCCCGGUACAGACACAUUCACAGUGAACAUGUACGAAAAUAAGAAAAGUAUAACGAAUCUAAACAAGCAAGUAACGAAAAUAGGUGCCUGGAUGAUAGAACUAAUGAAGAAAUACAAAGAUGGGAUAAACCUCAUAUGCUUUUCUCAAGGUGGUCAAGUUUGCCGUGGAAUCAUCGAGCGCAUGGAUCACAAUGUACACACAUUUAUCUCCCUUAGCGCACCACAAGGUGGACAGUUUGGACUGACUUUGGCAUUAACGAAGUUGUUUCCAAAGUGGGUACGGGAUAACAUUUACGAGGUGUUAUACACAAAAGGAGGUCAAAAAUUCUCUGUGGGAAAUAUCUGGAAUGAUCCCCGUCACCAAGAUAGAUACAAGGAAUUUUCCGAGUAUCUAGCAGUGAUCAACAAUGAUAGAACACAUAACAGAAGCCAAGAAUAUAAGUCAAAUUUCGCGAAAUUAAAGAAGCUGGUUUUGAUUGGAGGCCCAGAUGAUGGAGUUAUUGCACCUUGGCAGUCGAGCCAGUUUGGAGUCUUUGAUGAAAAAUUGAAUGUACACAACAUGUCGGAAACUUCGUGGUUCAAAGACGACUUGUUUGGGUUGAGAACGUUGUACAGUAGGGGAAAUGUUGUUACAUGUACGUUUCCAGGGGUGCACCAUACAUUUUGGCAUUCUACAAAACCUGUGUUCGACAAAUGCAUCUUGCCAUACCUUACAUAAUACCUCAAAAUUUAAUAUUUAAGAUACAGUGACUGUUAAAUGAUUGAUAAGACAACAUAAAGGAAACCUAGGUCACGUAUAGCAUUUUCAGUUUUACAUUAUUCAUUACUUUUGUGACACUUAUCAUUACUUCUUUGACAUUUAUCUCUUGUUACUGUUUUGGCAUUUAGCAUUACUUAUUUGACAUAUAGCACGGUGCAAACGACUUUUUCAUACUUACAUAUAUCAAACGACUGUAGCAAGACUGAACACGUGCAUGCAUUGUAAAUCAUUUCAAAUUUUGUAUAUAGUUUUCAAAAUCGUCCAUACGAGACAAAGAUGCAUUUAAGCCGCUCUCAUAAUUUCUAAGAGUGAUUAGAUCCUAGAUUACUGUACAAUAAGAAAUUGUCGGCAAAUCUAUUAUCGUAUUGAUAAUAUUAACAGUCGUAUUUUUAACAUGAAAAUGCCAUCCGUCUUCUUUCACAAGUUUGAAAUCUUUCAAAGUAUUCCAAAUAUGAAUUGCAAUAAAUAAUAUGACAACAACGUGGUCUAAGAAGUUUCUCUUUAUGGCGGCGCCACUACCAUUUGAACUUCCGGUGAAUGGCGAGCAGUUGUUUCCAAAAACUAUAACGUAAUGAUUCAACCUCAUGUGUUUCGUUACCCUUCAGAAAGGCAUCAUUUUAAUGACAUAGGGUCGAGUUUAGGUACCCUUCUUACUAACAGUAAACUAAAACCGUAGAAAUGCUUACAUGACUUUAGUCAGUUUUUCAAAUAAUUUCAAGCACAACUAUUUAUAUUAAAUUUAUUUGAUAUUAUAUACUACAGUGUAAAGAAAUUUUUACAAAACAAUGCAUACAAUGCAUAAGAAUAGAGAAGAGAAAGAAAUGGAGGACCGUGAAAACAUGCUAAUGACAAAAUGUGACUGAUGGAGAUGAUUCAUGAAUUAAUCAAAAAUUUGCUGUUGUUUAUUCCUUCCAGUUUGAUACUCAUCAAAAAGCUCUUCUAAAUUGUAGCUUAAAGCUUAGAAAUAAAAACAGUAUUAAAGAACCG
Molecule: messenger RNA, 1944 nt
Organism: Mercenaria mercenaria
Lineage: Eukaryota; Metazoa; Mollusca; Bivalvia; Venerida; Veneridae
Product: lysosomal thioesterase PPT2-A-like
Exons: 9
Coding region: 55-915 (286 amino acids)
Cellular component (GO): lysosome
Molecular function (GO): thiolester hydrolase activity
Source: RefSeq, a predicted model, not a curated record